This is a messenger RNA of Colletotrichum destructivum, 2013 nucleotides long. Its product is annotated as Putative F-box domain-containing protein. Gene Ontology annotation, molecular function: protein binding. Lineage: Eukaryota; Fungi; Ascomycota; Sordariomycetes; Glomerellales; Glomerellaceae. The record is from RefSeq and is a predicted model, not a curated record. The coding region runs from base 123 to 1853 and encodes 576 amino acids. The transcript has a single exon.
AACAAACAGAUAAACACCUCGAUUCUGAGUGAAUUUGGUAUAUAACAGUGUACAUCCCCAAGUGACAAGAGUUCGGGCAUACAGACAGCACCAUUUGUUUCGUACGGCAUCUCGUCCCCUCUAUGGCGACUUCUCAACACGGUCUACCCCCCUUGGGGCCUGCAUCUGUCCUCGACUUCAUCGCCACCUCACCAUUCGAGAUAUCAGCCCUUGUCUUCUCUCACCUUGACAACUGCGACCUUAAAGCUUUGCGGCUAACUUGCAACAAGCUUGCCGACCUCGUCCGCCCUCAUCUUCGCUUCAAGCGCGUCUUCAUAUCCGCCAAUCCCCUGAACGUGCAGGUGUUCCGUGCCAUCGCGGAACACGAAACCUUCCGCCACGACGUCCGCGAGAUCGUCUGGGACGAUGCACUUUACGAAAAGCCACGGCCUCCAGACCCGAGGCUUCCGGACGAGUACGACGACUCCUCGGACGAAGAAGAUGUCGACGACUCAGACGAUGACGAGGAUGAGAAUGACCGAAAACCGAAGCCCCCAUAUGGUUUUGCUUACUGGCAUUUCGGAUGGUAUCACAAACAUUGCAAGGCCAACAUCGAAUGCUUGGAACGUAGACGAGGGAAUGAUGUCUUGGCUUUGCCACAGCAUGUCGAGAUUUCGCAACAGCUUAAUGCCCAGCUGCCUAUCGAAGUCGCCUACGCUCACUACCUGGAGCUGCUAGAACAGCAAAACCAAGUGCUUUCAACAUCGGCUGAUGUAGCUGCUUUCGAAUGGGCUUUGGAGAACGACCGGUUCCCCAAUCUGAAGAGGCUUACCCUAACGCCCGCUGCACACGGCAUUCCUUUCAAGCCACUAUACUUGACCCCUGCCAUUCGUGCUCUUCCAUACGGCUUCAACUAUCCACUUCCUCGUGGCUGGCCAGCCCCUGAAGAAGGAUGUAGAAUCGGAUAUCCGGAAUGGGACCGCGAGGAGUAUAGGAGCCUUUGGCGUGGAUUCCGCCAUGUCGUCAGGAUUCUCGCUCGGCAGGCGAGCACAAAGAUCCAGGAGCUGAUCUUUGACGGCAACCAGGUCAACUCUGGGCUCACGUGUGGCAUUUUUCACGCACCGGAACCAUGCGUCGAGUACGACGACCUCGUUGCCAUGAUCAAGAAGCCAGGCUUCACCACGCUCAGACUCAACCUCAUGGUGGGCGCGCAGGAUUCUAUGCAAUACAUUGCUUUCCGUACUGGGCUCCUGAAAAAGGCUUUGGAGGCUGACCUGCGACACUUUACCCUCGAGACCGACGAAGACGACACCCUUGAACGGAGGCCGCGCCCCCUGCAUUGGACAGUGGACCACUUUGUUCCCUUGCGAUCUAUUUUCCCCGUCGAGGCGUGGAAAAACCUCGCACACUUUGGGCUUUCGCGCUUUCUCGUCAAGCAGCAGGACUUGCUCGACUUCCUCGCCGCACUGCCGCAAACCCUCCGCUCGGUAGAGCUCAGCAUGCUCUGGUUCAUGAAAGGCAAUGGCAACUACAGGGAGCUGCUCUUUGGUAUCCGUGACGACCUGGGCUGGCAGAGGCGAACAGCGAGACCUCGUCUGCUCAUUCGAGCGGAAUCGUACGACAUGCUGAGCGGGCGCGCCAUCUGGCUCGAGGACGAGUUGAAAGAGUUUCUGUACAACGGCGGCGAGAACCCGUAUUCGGUUCCUUCAAGUCGGGGGAUGAUAAUCCAUGCGGAUGACAUUCCUCUGGCUCCAGCUCUGAGUUGUGGUUUCGGAAAGGAGAAGGAUGAAUUUGAGCCGAGAUUCGAACGGCCACAUGAGUCGAAAGACAAGCUUAUCCGUUGGGGGAUUGUCAGGGAUUGGACUGUAGAGUAGGUAGUGCAGAAACCCGGGACAGGCCUGAACCACCAGGACGUCAGCAGACCGCGGUCGAAUGGACAUGAGGUCGGGCUGCGAACUUAAUGCUCAUCAAAAAAAAUAUUGUCUACAAGAACUAUGGGAGUUUCUAUCGAUGAGCGAAUGCUGUGGCCAUCCC